This is a messenger RNA of Conger conger (European conger), 1539 nucleotides long. Its product is annotated as transmembrane protein 47-like. NCBI's taxonomy places the organism in Eukaryota, Metazoa, Chordata, Actinopteri, Anguilliformes, Congridae. The record is from RefSeq and is a predicted model, not a curated record. The coding region runs from base 213 to 731 and encodes 172 amino acids. Gene Ontology annotation, biological process: cell-cell adhesion. The transcript is spliced from 3 exons. Gene Ontology annotation, cellular component: membrane; cell-cell junction.
CCUCUGUCUAUUCACCAGCUGGCGUCGCACGGAAACCUGUACGCACACCCACGGAAACUAGGGGGCUGCUUUCUGUCUCUCCCAUGCUUUAAGUGGAGCUAUAUUUUCAGAGUGGUGGAACGCUACAGUAUAUCUAAAAAGUUUUUUUUUCCCCCCGUACAUAUUUUAAGAAAAUCUACACAGGGAAUCCCAGGUCAAUGUAGUGUGAGAAGAUGUCUGUAAACGAAACAUACGUAUUCCGACCUUUUAAACUGAUCUCCUUACUUUGUGUGUUUCUUGCCCUGGGUUUGGAUGUUGUGGCAUUGCUGAGCCCCGCUUGGGUUACUGCGGAUCGCUACUCUCUGUCGCUAUGGGAAUCUUGCAGGAAAGUCGGAGCUGUCUUGCAGUGCACUUCGACUCUAAGGACUGAUUGGCAGGUGGCCACCCUGGUGCUCCUGUUGGCUGGAGCAGUGGUGACUCUGGUGGCCUUCCUCAUCGCCCUCAUCUCCAUGUGCAGCGGGACUCACCGCAAGCACUACCGAACCGUGGCCAUUUUCCUCCUCACCGCAGUGGUCCUUCAGGCUUGCGCGCUGGUCCUGUACCCCAUCAAGUUCAUUGACGGCACGGUCCUGCAGACCUACCACGAGUUCAACUGGGGCUACGGUCUGGGCUGGGGGGCCACCAUCUUCAUGCUGGGGGGAGGAAUCCUCUUCUGUCUCCGGACAGACAUGCACGAGGACGGCUUGUACUGAGGCCACGCUAACCGCUAACCGCUAAUAGACAUUGGGCAGCGGCGGACGGCUCUGUUUUCGGCCAAGUCCGUCCGCUGGCCAGCAGGAGAUGUGAAGCAUGAGGAUCGGCUGUAUGGAGAGACCUUUUAUUACCUGCAUGUACCCCUGACACCCCACCCCUGUGCCCCCCCCCCCCCCCCCCACCCCACACCUCCACAAAACUGGAGGUUAUGUUCAUGCACAGAAAUGUAGGCUCUUAUCCUGCUUCUAUACAGCCUCCUACUGAUUUCCACCCAUUCAGUGCAAGAAGAAAAAUAGAGAUAGCCAAUGCUUAGCUUACAGGUUCUGUGUCUGUGCUUCAGAAUUCCUUUUGAGCAAAGGCUUUGGCAAAUUUUGUAUAUAUUCUUAUUUGUUUUGAAACUGCAUUUUUUAAUUUUAUUUUAUUUAAAAUGUGUUUUGAAUCACCUCCCUCACCCACUCAGAUUUGAUAGCAUUCAUGUUUUUCAUUAAUGCUUGCACCAUUGCUGCUUCCUCGACACGAUGGAGACAGUUGGUAAAAUUUCAGGAGUAGGAGAACCUCCUCAGUCCUCACAAUGCAUAUAAAUGAAUAACACUGGUCUCUUUGGCUUACCAUACUUUGGAAGUGAAAAAUAAAAGGAAUGAUUCUAAUCUGUAAAAUGUAUGACUGCCACCUUUGUGCUUCUGAAGUUAUGAAAACUGUGAGCAACGAUGCUGGAGUAUUAUUAAUAAUUUCCCAUAAAAAUACAUGUGUAUCAUAUAUUUACAGUAACAUUCUAUUGUGAAUUAAACAGUGUUCUUUCUGCCUUGA